AUGUCUCUGUUACAGAGCCCUUACAGAACGGUUUUGCGGGAUAAUGCUGUGCCAACUAUAUUUGAUCUUACAAGUCACCUGAACAAUCCCCACAGCAGACACAGGAAAAGGAUAAAAGAAUUGAGUGAAGAUGAAAUAAGAACACUGAAGCAACAAAAGAUUGAUGAAGCUUUUGAACGGGAACAGGCAACUCAAGAAUUGAAUGAAAGCAAUGAACAAAAUACUGUCGCGGAGGAAGGAGGGGAAGAGCAAGAGGAGGAAACCGUCCCCUUAACACUGGAAGAAAGAGAAAACAAAGAUUACCUUAAAUCUUUGUUUGAAAUCUUGAUCCUAAUGGGUAAACAAAAUAUUCCUUUGGACGGCCAUAACAUUGAUGAGCUUCCAGAAGGUAUUUUUACUUCAGAUAACUUUCAGGCUCUACUGGAAUACAGAAUAAAUGCUGGAGAUGAAGUUCUGAGGAAACGAUUUGAGAUGACUGCGGUCAAUCUUGAGUAUUGUUCGAAAACGCAGCAGAAACAAAUGCUUGAGAUCUGCGAAAGCUGUAUCAGAGAAGAGACACUGAGGGAAGUAAGAGACUCGCAUUUCUUUUCUAUUGUCACAGAUGAAGUAGUAGACAUAGCAGGAGAGGAACAUUUGCCGGUGUUGGUGAGAUUUGUCGAUGAUUCUCAUAAUCUAAGAGAAGAAUUUGUAGGGUUUUUGCCAUACGAGGCCGAUCCUGAGAUUUUAGCUGUUAAGUUCCACACGACUAUCACUGAGAAGUGGGGUCUGAACAUGGAGUACUGUCGAGGUCAAGCCUACAUCGUCUCCAGUGGGUUUGCUUCUAAAAUGAAAGUUGUGGCUACAAGACUCUUGGAAAAGUACCCACAAGCUGUGUAUACGCUGUGUUCCUCGUGUGCCUUAAACAUUUGGCUGGCAAAAUCCGUUCCUGUCGUUGGGGUUUCCAUCGCGCUGGGAACCAUCGAAGAAGUCUACUGUCUUUUUAACCAGUCCCCGCAAUUGCUGGUAGAACUGGACAACACCAUUUCUCUUCUUUUUCAGAACAACGAGCAGAAGGGCAACCAGCUGAAGGAGAUCUGCCGUUCUCAGUGGACGGGCAGGCACGACGCUUUCGAGGUGUUAGUGGACCUCAUGCAGGCCUUGGUGCUGUGCUUGGAUGCGGUAGGCAACGACUCAUCCGUCAGGUGGAACAACUUCAUUGCUGGUCGAGCAUUUGUACUUUCCAGCGCGUUGACAGACUUUGACUUCAUUGUCACUAUUGUCAUCCUGAAAAACGUUCUGUCUUUCACGAGAGCGUUCGGAAAAAAUCUCCAAGGACAAACCUCAGAUGUCUUCUUCGCUGCCGGCAGCUUAACAGCAGUGUUACAUUCUCUGAACGAAGUGAUGGAGAAUAUUGAAGUUUACCAUGAGUUUUGGUUUGAGGAAGCAACGAAUUUGGCUACGAAACUGGAUGUACAAAUUAAACUCCCAGGAAAAUUUCGCAGGUCGCGACAGGGGAACUUGAACUCUGAGCUAACGUCAGAAAAUUACUACAAAGAAGUCCUUAGUGUCCCCACGGUGGAGCACAUUAUUCAAGAAUUAAAAGAUAUUUUCUCAGAACAACAUUUAAAAGCUCUAAAGUGUUUAUCAUUGGUGCCCUCAGUCAUGGGGCAGCUGAAAUUCAAUACGUCCGAGGAGCAUCAUGCUGACAUGUACAAAAAUGACUUGCCUAAUCCGGACACGCUAUCCGCUGAGCUUCACUGUUGGAGAAUCAAGUGGAAGCACCGAGGAAAAGAUAUUGAACUUCCAGCUACUAUUUAUGAAGCACUUCAUUUGCCUGACAUUAAGUUUUUCCCGAAUGUUUACGCCUUGCUUAAAGUCUUGUGCAUCCUUCCAGUGAUGAAGGUGGAGAACGAAAAAUACGAAAUAGGACGAAAGCGCUUGAAGGCGUACCUGAAAAACACCUUGACAGAGCAAAGGUCGAGCAACCUGGCUUUGCUGAACAUAAACCUUGAUAUAAAACACGACUUAGAUUUAAUGGUGGACACCUACAUUAAACUCUACCCAGAAAAAGUGGAAUUUCAGGAAGACUUUAUUUCCUCAAACAACCCUCGAGUGACAGAAGAGGCUUAAUUUUUUUUUUAAGCUCUACCUAAUCUGUUGAAGCAGAUUUUUCUUAAUUAAGUCUCAACGCUGAGGAAAAAAUGUGAAAUCUUAAAAAUCAUGGCAAUUGUAUUUCCAUUUUAGGUCUCGGACUGGAGAAGCUGUGGUCAGUGACCCAAAUUAUGUUUUGUUAGUCUGCAUUAAAUGUGUUACGCGAACAAAGCCAGGCCUGAAAAUAAGCCCAUGCUCUUGGCAGAGGUGCUUUCUAUAUCUUAAUGAUUGACUUAAUUAGGUGCUCGUUUACUUUAUGGCAUCUUGGAAAAAGGACAUUAUGAUUGUAGAUCUGGUGGGGCUGUUACAUAUUUGCUCAUGAAUUAGGAUAAGAAAAAAAAAAAAGGCAAAAUGUUAAAAAGAGUAUAAUCCAUUUCAGUUCUGUUACUUAGGAUUUUAUUAUUUUUGAAAACUUUAAGGAAAAAGUCUUUGUAUAUUUAAUUGGAGUUUUGGAGAGUGGAUUCAGCUAUUGCACGACCCUCGUGCUGUGGACUGUUCUCGGUGUAAAGUGAAUGUCAGUGGUAUAGAGGUACGUUUACAGUUUCGUUGGAAGAAUCAACCUCUUUAAUCUCUCUGACUGUUUACAUUCCUUUGUGUGAGACACAAACCCUUUUUCUUUUUCUUUAGGCUUUUAACAGGCAUGGCAGGAGUACUGAAGUUCCAAAAAGACACUAAAAUCUUAAAAAUUUUAUUCCACAUACGUAUAAAUCUGUUUGUUCUAUCCUGAUUCUGAUGAUACAAAAUCGUGCAUCUUGUUGUCCGUUUCUUUGUAAACUCACCCAGGAAAGAUUAAAAUAAGAGCUUGUUGUUUGUCUAGAAGUACGAUUGAAAAUAUUGCUGUUAUUUUUUGGCAAGAAUAAGACAUUUUUGUACAGUUUAUUGCGAUUUAAAAUAAAAUGUGAAUUGCUUUUUA
This is a messenger RNA of Calidris pugnax (ruff), 3043 nucleotides long. Its product is annotated as 52 kDa repressor of the inhibitor of the protein kinase-like. The transcript has 3 exons. Bases 1 to 2109 code for a protein of 702 amino acids. Gene Ontology annotation, molecular function: protein dimerization activity. Lineage: Eukaryota; Metazoa; Chordata; Aves; Charadriiformes; Scolopacidae. The record is from RefSeq and is a predicted model, not a curated record.